Molecule: messenger RNA, 1817 nt
Organism: Mus pahari (shrew mouse)
Lineage: Eukaryota; Metazoa; Chordata; Mammalia; Rodentia; Muridae
Gene: Ppm1m
Product: protein phosphatase, Mg2+/Mn2+ dependent 1M
Exons: 10
Coding region: 69-1457 (462 amino acids)
Biological process (GO): protein dephosphorylation
Molecular function (GO): protein serine/threonine phosphatase activity
Source: RefSeq, a predicted model, not a curated record
GCUUCCUCUCUGUGGCGGGCGGGAUCCUGGCGUCCCGCCGUGCGCGGGCAGCCCCCGGCCGCCACGCAAUGUCCGCUGGCUGGUUCCGGCGCCGCUUCCUACCCGGGGGUCCACUUCCAGAACCGCGGCCAGCCGGGCCGCGCUCCAGCCCGGUGCCCUAUCACCGGCCCCGCUUUCUGCGCGGCUCCGGCUCCAGCCCCGGCGCCACCGACGCCUCGCGCCGCCCCGAUGCCCGGCCCGUACGCAGUCCAGCACGGGGCCGCACGCUGCCUUGGAACGCAGGCUACGCCGAGGUUAUCAAUGCAGAGAAAUCUGAAUUCAAUGAAGACCAGGCUGCUUGUGGGAAGCUAUGCAUCCGGCGAUGUGAGUUUGGGAUCGAAGAAGAUCAAGAGUGGCUGACAGUGUGCCCAGAGGAGUUCCUGACGGGGCACUACUGGGCACUGUUUGAUGGGCACGGUGGCCCUGCCGCAGCUAUCUUGGCUGCCAACACCCUGCACUCUUGCCUUCGCCGGCAGCUGGAGGCUGUGGUUGAAGGUGUGAUGGCCACUCAGCCCCCCAUGCACCUCAGUGGUCGCUGUGUCUGCCCCAGUGACCCCCAGUUUGUGGAGGAAAAGGGGAUCCGGGCAGAAGACUUGGUGAUUGGGGCUCUGGAGAACGCCUUCCAGGAAUGUGAUGAUGUGAUUGGCAGAGAGCUGGAGGCCUCAGGCCAGGUGGGUGGCUGUACAGCCCUGGUGGCGGUGUUCCUGCAAGGGAAGCUGUAUGUGGCCAAUGCUGGGGACAGCAGGGCCAUCUUGGUGCGGAGACAUGAGAUACGGCUGCUGAGUUCUGAGUUCACCCCAGAAACAGAGCGGCAGCGGAUCCAGCAGCUGGCCUUCACCUACCCUGAGCUUCUGGCUGGAGAGUUCACCAGACUGGAGUUUCCACGGCGGCUGAAGGGGGAUGACUUAGGGCAGAAGGUUUUGUUCAGGGACCAUCACAUGAGAGGCUGGAGCUACAAACGGGUGGAAAAGUCUGAUCUCAAGUACCCACUAAUUCAUGGACAGGGUAGGCAGGCUCGGUUACUGGGAACACUGGCUGUCUCCAGAGGGCUGGGCGACCAUCAGCUUAGAGUCCUGGACACCAACAUCCAGCUGAAGCCCUUCCUACUCUCCAUCCCACAGGUGACUGUACUGGAUGUCGACCAGCUGGCAGUGCAGGAGGAUGAUGUGGUUGUCAUGGCAACUGAUGGGCUCUGGGAUGUCCUGUCCAAUGAGCAGGUGGCACUGCUUGUGCGGAGCUUCCUCACUGGGAACCAAGAGGACGACCCACACAGGUUCUCAGAGUUGGCCAAAAUGCUGGUACACAACACUCAAGGGGAGGACAGCGGUGCCACCGGAGAGGGACAGGUAUCCUACGACGAUGUCUCCGUGUUUGUGAUUCCUUUGUGCAGCCAGGCCCCAGAAGGCAGUGGCCACUGAGGACUCAGAUACUGUGUUCUAGAAUCUCCUCAGGACCAGUGCAGACUCAGCAUAUGUCCACCGUGGCCAAGAGCAGGCCCUGCCUGGCUUGUUCUAAGCCACAGACCAAUACUUAACAGGUCCCACAUUCUGCAAUGGUAACAUUCCCCUGAUGGAGGUACUUGAUAGCAUGUGGUAUUCGUGUUAGCGCCUCUGCAGGAUAAAGGGUUAAGAGCACUAAGAAGUCUCGGGGAGCAGGAACUUUGGAUUCAACUCGUGAAAUCUCAAGUUACUCAUUUAACCAUCCAUCCACAGAAGGCACCUUCUUGAAACCUCUGAGCAGUCUCACAUUUGCUUAAGAUUAAAGCGAUCUGAAUUUUU